This is a messenger RNA of Cajanus cajan (pigeon pea), 3492 nucleotides long. The record is from RefSeq and is a predicted model, not a curated record. NCBI's taxonomy places the organism in Eukaryota, Viridiplantae, Streptophyta, Magnoliopsida, Fabales, Fabaceae.
CAAAGCAAGAUUAGGGUAUAUUUGUUUGUUGUGUUCUGGAAAGGGGGGCGGAUCGGGGUAGUGACCCGUCUGGACUGGUAAACAAACCAAACCAAACCAAACCCUGCACGUCUCGUCUCCCCUCUCCUCUCCUCAGAGGCAUCUAUUCCCACUCUCACACCAUACCAGACUCUUGCCACCAAUCCCUAUUCCUUAUCAUCUAUCUAUUUAUCAAUACUCACUCACCUUCCAGAUUGCAUCUUCUCCUGCGUUUCCACUUCCAGGUCAACACUUAUUGGAUAAGAUUUUAUGCCUUAUAAUCGUCCUCGUGCCACAGGGUUGGAUUGGAACCGAUGGGAAAGAAAGUCAGAAAGAAGAGCCGAGCUUCUGCUAAGGAGAAGGUGGUUACUUCCCAUUUGGCAAAAAAGGUUACGGAAUCAUGCAACCCGACUGUUGAGUCUGUUGAUGAGGGGGUUGUGGUUGCAAAAGAGAUAAAUUUUUGCUCUCAUCUUGUAAAAGGGGUUAAUUUAAACAGAUUGUCCAGUAAGAUUGGGUCUUCUGAAUCAAUAAGGUGUGAAGAUUGUAGGGAAGGUGCAACUGAUAGGAGGAGCGGUAAAGGAAAAGGUAAACAUGGAAAGAAGAAAGGUGGUGCAUCAUUAGAUUCAAAAUCUGAGUCAAAGUCUAUAUGGGUUUGUUUGGAGUGUGGUCAAUAUACCUGUGGAGGCGUGGGGCUACCUAUAACCCCUCAAUGCCAUGUGGUAGGGCAUGCGAGGAAAAAUCGGCACCCCUUGGUGGUUCAUUUUGAUAAGCCACAAUUAUGUUGGUGUUUUUCUUGUAACAUGCUUAUUCAAGUUGAUAAAAUUGAAAAAACUGAUGAAUCAAGUCAUCUUUUACCUGAUGUUGUGAAAUUGUUGAAAGGACGAUCAAUUGAAAAAUCUUCUGGUGAUAAUGAGGAAAUUUCCGUUGGGGAUGGAAGUGUUACUCCAGAAAUUAAGUCAAGUGCUCUGUUAACAAAUGAUUCAUAUGGACAAGGUGGUUAUGUAGUUAGAGGUAUGAUUAAUCUUGGGAAUACUUGCUUCUUCAAUUCAGUCAUGCAAAAUCUGCUAGCUAUGAAUAGAUUGCGGGACAACAUUCUAAAGUUAGAUGCCCCUGUUGGGCCACUCAUUAGUUCAUUGAAGAAGCUUUUCACUGAAACAAACCCUGAAUCAGGAUUGAAAAGUGCUAUAAAUCCUAGAUCUUUUUUUGGCUGUGUCUGUUCAAGGUCUCCCCAAUUUCGAGGAUAUCAGCAGCAUGACAGCCACGAAUUGCUCCGUUGUUUAUUGGAUGGAUUAUGUACCGAGGAACUAGCUGGAAGGAAACAGAAUGGUUCUCCCAAAAGAGAUGGGAUCUCUUCCAAUACAUUUGUUGACGCUUUAUUUGGGGGUCAGAUAUCUAGUACCGUGCGUUGCAUAGAAUGUGGGCAUUUCUCAACAGUGUACGAACCUUUUUUAGAUCUUUCACUGCCUGUUCCAACUAAGAAACCUCCAUCUCGAAAGGCUCAACAAGUAUCUCGAACCAAAAAGGCAAAACUUCCACCAAAAAAAGGUGGAAAAACUCGAGUUAAAGUUAACAGGGAUACUGAUCCCUUACCUGUUCAAGUUCAAUUAAACCAAUUAUCCAGCCACAGAUCAUCUUGCCCUGAUCAGUCAAUCAUAUCAGUUGCUGGAGAGAUGGGGACUUGUUCUGGUGAUUCUACACUGUUAGGUUCCGAAGAAAUACACAGUGUAGCUGAUAAAGCUCACUUGUCUUCACCUAAUUUGGUUACUGUUGGAGAGUCUCAAAAUGUGCAAGUGCUUGACAAUGGUUCAAUGAAAGUGUCAGAUGAUUUUACAUGGCUGGAUUAUGUGGAUGCUGAAACAAUGAUUCAUGAAUGUGAUUUCAUUUCCCAAAAGGUGGAUGCUCCAGAGGUACGGGAUACUGAGAGCAAAGAUGAUUGUUUAAAUGAAUUCCAUGUACAGGAAAGCUGUGAAUCUAGUGGUCCUGCUUGUUUCCUUAAGGAUGAUCAAAACCUAAGACCCAAUUUUUCUUCAGCAAAUGGGUGGGAAGAUGAGGUUCCGUUACAAGUUCAAGGUUCAGAAGUGCUGUUACUUCCAUACAAAGAAGAAAGGUCCUCGGCUGCUGAGAUCAUUGGAGGAGAUGGCGAGGCCUCCUCAUCAGUUUUGGGUGGUGGUCAAGAAGAAUUGGAGUUUGAUGGAAUUGGUGACUUAUUCAAUGAGCCUGAAGUUGUUGCCGGGCCUGCUCCUAGACCUUCCUCGUGUAACGAGGUCAUGGAAGCUGGCUUUAUCAUUGGAAGCAACAGUGAGUCUGAUCCAGAUGAAGUAGAUGAUACAGAUUCUCCUGUCUCUGUAGAGAGUUGCUUGGCUCAUUUUAUAAAACCUGAGCUUCUCUCCGAUGAAAAUGCAUGGCAUUGUGAAAACUGUUCAAAAGUUCUCCAACGCCAAAAGAUGGAAGAUGAAAAGCAGGCAAGAGCUGUAUCUGAUGGAAAUAAGACUGGAAGUCGUGAUGAACCAUUUUCUGCAGCUAACUCUUGUUCUGUUAAGGUCAGAACCACUGAAAAUGGGGACUCAAAAAAUGACAGAAAUAUAGAAAGUUUGGUUUCAUGUGUUGAACACGGCACUGAGCUUGAAAAUGGUCAAAGAGAUGAGCUUAAUUUAAUUGUUAAUGAAAGGGAUAGUGGGGCUUUUGAAAUGGAAGAUACACAUAAUGAUGAACUGCAGUCUACAGAGUUUCAUAAUGCACGCAAUGAAGAAAGCUGCAGUCAGUUAGCUGCUGAUUCUUGUGUUACUGAAAAUAUGCAUAUAAGAGAUUCUCCGAUGUUAGGCAAUGAUAACAAUGACUCAGAAGAGGUUGACUCCAAAAGUGUGAAAGUGAAGAGGGAUGCUACUAAGAGGGUCCUCAUUUAUAAAGCUCCACCAGUCCUGACCAUUCAUUUGAAGAGGUUCAGCCAAGAUGCCCGUGGUCGCUUAAGUAAAUUAAAUGGCCAUGUCAAUUUCAGGGAAACAAUGGAUAUUAAACCGUAUAUUGAUCCCAGGUGCAUAAUUGAAGAAAAGUAUGAAUACCGCUUGGUUGGUGUGGUGGAGCACUCGGGAACUAUGAGAGGGGGUCACUAUAUUGCAUAUGUUAAAGGGGGGCAGAGGAACAGAGGGAAGGGAGAUAAAGAGAGCGAGGGUUCCACAUGGUAUCAGGCAAGUGAUGCAUAUGUGCGUGAAGUUUCUCUUGAUGAAGUUCUUCGCUGUGAGGCAUACAUUUUAUUCUACGAAAAAAACUGAGUGGAACGUCUACUUUUUACGUAUUUACAUCCGAGGUAGAUAUAGAGGUUUACUAAAUUUAUAAAUUUGAGAGGGAGAUAAAUCAUUGCGGGUGAGUGUAAAAGCAAUUUUAUAUACCAUUUUUUCGACAUGUAAUGAGUUGUUGAACUUGAAUGUACAAUGCGAUGUCAUACAAUCAAAAGUAAAUUUUUUCUUUUGGCGCCUA